AACUUGCCCCCCCCUACUUCUAUUUAAACCACUCUCAUUCCUCAUUCCUCUUCAUCAUAACAUUCAUACACUCUUCACUAAAACCUUUGCUCUUUUAUAAUCAUCAUCAAUUAUAUUGCAUAUUCUUGUGUGUUCCAAUCAAUUCCAAUGGCCACCGUUGAGGUUGCAACAGCAAAGGCUGCACUAGUGGAGGACACAACAAGCGAGGCAUCAUUCAAGGUUGAAAAGGAGCAGCAGCUGGAGAACACCACCUCAACAGAGCAAGUUCUUGAGACCACCACACCACCAGCCCCAGAAGAACCCUCAGUUGAGGUUACUGAUGAAACCAAAGAACAAGAAGAAAGCAAGACUGUAGUAGUAGUCAAGGAAGAAGAGCCCCAAGAAGAAGAAGAAGAAAAAGAAAAAGAAGAAGCUGUUGUUGAGGAAGAAACCAAAACCAAAGAAGAAGCCAAUGCUGAUCCUCCUAAAGAAGAAGCUAAGGAUGACAAGGUUGAAGCCAAAACCGAAGCCGAAGAUCCAGAAGCUGAGAAGAAGGUGAAAACAGAAGAAGCAGCCUCAGAGGAGCAAGUGAACAAAGAAGGAGAAGCAGGUCCAGCUGAGAAGAGUGAAUAGGAAGAUGAAGGGGGAACAUAAUGCGCACUCGUUUCAUUUCUGUUUUCUAAAGAGUUUAUAUAUUAUGUGUGUCUGUUGCUGCAUGCAUGCAUGUCUGUCUGCCUGUCUUUUUCUUUCCUUUGUUUAGUAUUAAUAAUAAAAGUAGCUAAAUGGAUAUGAGGUCAGGGAUGAGAGUGUGUGAUCCAUUUAAAUUCACCAGUGCCAAUGGCAUUAGCUGCUAUAUGAGUUUUAUGUAUUGACUCUGAGGUUUGGUCAAAAUAAUAAUAUAUUUACUACUUCAUUAGCA
Messenger RNA from Arachis ipaensis, 898 nucleotides. RefSeq lists its product as uncharacterized. NCBI's taxonomy places the organism in Eukaryota, Viridiplantae, Streptophyta, Magnoliopsida, Fabales, Fabaceae. The record is from RefSeq and is a predicted model, not a curated record.